This is a messenger RNA of Jatropha curcas, 1620 nucleotides long. Its product is annotated as gibberellin 20 oxidase 1-B. The record is from RefSeq and is a predicted model, not a curated record. NCBI's taxonomy places the organism in Eukaryota, Viridiplantae, Streptophyta, Magnoliopsida, Malpighiales, Euphorbiaceae.
UUUCAGUGUCCUCAGGCUACAUCUAUAUCUAUAUAUAUAUUGAUCAUUUGGGAAAUGAGAAAGUGACCAGAGAGAGUUAAAACUUAUAAAGGACGUCUACUCGUCUCUGUUGUUGGCUCCUUAAUCCCUUUGUUUCAAUUCGACCUUUCCAACGGGCGGCCUUGGCCUUUCCCUCUAUCAUCUCUGUUUCAUAAUAUUCUCCCUAAUCUCCAUUUUCUACCCAUUUGUUUCUUUAUCAUCUUUCUUCUCCGUGCUUGUUUUGCUAUAAAUAGCCUCUUAUUAGAAUGUCUCUGAUAAAAACAAUGGAAUCAACUGGUUUAGGUCAUGUUCUGCACCCUUCAAUGAAUACAAAAGAAGAAGCAAGUGGGGCUUUUGUUUUUGACUCAUCUAAAUUGCAGAAAGAGCCAAACUUGCCAACUGAGUAUGUCUGGCCUGAUAGAGACUUGGUCAGCAGAAGCCAAGAUGAGCUUAAAGAACCUUUAGUAGACUUAGAUGGAUUCUUGAAAGGUGAUGAGGAGAAGACUGCUCAUGCUGCUGAGCUUAUUAGGAUUGCUUGCUUAAACCAUGGCUUUUUUCAAGUCACCAACCAUGGAGUCGACGCUGGCCUUAUUGAAGCCGCUUAUCACGAAAUCGACACAAUCUUUAAACUCCCUCUUGAUAAGAAGCUAAGUAUUCGUAGAAGGCCCGGCGAUGUAUAUGGGUAUUCCGGUGCCCAUGCCGAUCGGUACUCGUCUAAGUUGCCGUGGAAAGAGACACUCUCUUUCCCGUACCAUGGGAAUAACAGUGAGCCAAUUGUCGUUGAUUAUUUCAAACGUGUCUUGGGUGAAGAUUUUGAACAACCAGGGUGGGUUUACCAAAGGUACUGUGAAGAAAUGAGGAAGUUAUCUCUAGUAAUUUUUGAAUUGCUGGGCAUUAGCUUGGGAGUAGAUCGGUUUCACUACAGUAAAUUUUUUGAAGACGCUAAGUCAAUAAUGAGGUUCAAUUACUAUCCACGUUGCAACAAUGCCGGUCUCACUCUGGGAACUGGUCCUCAUCACGACCCAACAUCCUUAACAAUACUUCACCAGGAUGAUGUUGGCGGUCUUGAAGUAUUUGCAGACAACAAAUGGCAAUUGAUCCGUCCUCGUCCAGAUGCACUAGUCAUAAACCUUGGUGAUACUUUCAUGGCACUAUCGAAUGGAAGAUACAAGAGUUGCCUGCACAGAGCAGUGGUGAAUAGAGAGAGACAAAGAAGAUCAUUGGUUUUUUUUGUGAACCCAAAAGAGGACAAAAUUGUGAGACCACCACGAGAUCUUGUUUGCAGAGAAGCGCCAAGGAAGUACCCUGAUUUCACAUGGUCUCAUUUAUAUGAGUUUACACAGAAGCAUUAUAGAGCUGAUGUUGAUACACUCCAAAGCUUCAUCCCAUGGCUUCUCUCCUCCAAAUCUUCAUCUAACUUCUAGUACUUCUUUUGUGUGCUUUUGAUAAUUGUUUUCCCUUUUUAAUCUAUUCUACUCUUCUAUGUCUCUCUUCUCUUUAUUUUCUCAAUUGGGUAUUUUGUGUGUUUUAUGUGUAUGUAUCUAGGGGCAGAAUUGGAACUUCAAUAUUAGAGAGAUUAAAAAUAGAAAUGAGCAUAAUUGG